Molecule: messenger RNA, 918 nt
Organism: Morone saxatilis (striped sea-bass)
Lineage: Eukaryota; Metazoa; Chordata; Actinopteri; Moronidae
Gene: pgam2
Product: phosphoglycerate mutase 2 (muscle)
Biological process (GO): glycolytic process
Molecular function (GO): intramolecular phosphotransferase activity
Source: RefSeq, a predicted model, not a curated record
GUGCUGAAGCGCGCCAUCAAGACCCUGUGGACCAUCAUGGAAGGCACAGACCAGAUGUGGCUGCCUGUGAUCCGUACCUGGCGCCUGAAUGAGCGUCACUACGGAGGCCUCACUGGUCUCAACAAGGCCGAGACGGCGGAAAAGCACGGUGAGGAGCAGGUGAAGAUCUGGCGCCGCUCCUUUGACAUCCCACCUCCACCCAUGGACAAGGACCACCCUUACAACAAAAUCAUCAGUGAGUCCCGGCGCUACAAGAAUCUGAAGCCCGGUGAGCUCCCCACAUGUGAGUCACUGAAGGACACCAUUGCCCGUGCCCUGCCUUUCUGGAAUGAUGUCAUCGCCCCUGAAAUCAAGGCGGGAAAGAACGUUAUCAUCGCUGCCCACGGCAACAGCCUCCGUGGCAUUGUCAAGCACUUAGAGGGUAUGUCUGAUGCAGCCAUCAUGGAGUUGAACCUGCCCACAGGAAUCCCAAUUGUGUAUGAGCUGGACGCAAACCUGAAGCCCAUUAAGCCCAUGGCUUUCCUCGGCGAUGAGGAAACCGUGAAGAAGGCCAUGGAGGCCGUGGCUGCCCAGGGCAAAGCCAAGAAGUAAAAGCCUGACUCUGGAGGCUCCACGAGGAAGCAGAGAAAAGAGACUGUUCCCCCUUUGUCCUUUAGCCUUUCCCCUCCGAUCCAUUUGUCCAUCCUUGUAGUCCAUUCCAACUGGGGAAAUGUUUAAUGGUUCUUUUGGAGACGGGCCAUUUUCAGCACAUUAGUCCUGUUUGUUUAAAUGGCAGACUGAGGGAUGACCUGCCAAUCAAAGCAGACAUCCAGGCCCCACAUUCUACCCCACUCAGCCCUUUUAAAUUGUGGCGAAGCCCUGUAUGCUGAGGGCCUCACCACCCUGGCACAACCAAUAAAGAAACCAUGUUUUUAUGUA